Cuscuta europaea is the source of this 892-nucleotide messenger RNA. Lineage: Eukaryota; Viridiplantae; Streptophyta; Magnoliopsida; Solanales; Convolvulaceae. The record is from the annotation of a GenBank genome assembly.
AUUAACCUUUGUAAGUGUAGUUUGACCGGUCAGCGCAAUGCCGGGGCUUACCAUCGGAGACGAAAUCCCAAACCUUGAAGUUGAAACCACCCAUGGCAAGAUCAAGCUCCACGACUACGUGGAUGACGCCUACGUCAUCCUCUUCUCCCACCCCGGCGACUUCACGCCGGUGUGCACGACGGAGCUGGGGAUGAUGGCGGUCUACGCCGCCAAGUUCGCCGAGCGGGGAGCGAAGCUCCUCGGGCUCUCGUGCGACGACGUUGAGUCUCACAAGAAGUGGAUCAAGGACAUCGAGGCCUACAACGACGGCCAUAAGGUCAACUACCCUAUCAUCGCUGACCCGCACAGGCAGCUCAUCAAGCAACUCAACAUGGUUGAUCCCGACGAGAAGGAUGCCGCCGGGAACCACGUCCCUUCUCGAGCUCUCCAUAUCGUCGGCCCCGACAAGAAGAUAAAGUUGAGCUUUUUGUACCCGGGAAGCACGGGAAGGAACAUGGAUGAGGUGGUGAGGGUGUUGGACUCGCUAAAGAAGGCUGCGGAGCACAAGAUUGCUACCCCGGUGAACUGGAAACCGGGUGAUCCGGCGGUCAUCGCUCCCACCGUCUCAACCGAAGAAGCCAAGAAGAUGUUUCCCCAGGGUUUCAAAUGCGCCGACCUUCCUUCGGGCAAGGACUAUCUCCGCUUCGUCAACGUCUAAUUACUAACAUAAUUAAUACUCCGCAUUAUAUAUUUAAUUAUACUAUAAUCUUAUAAUAUAAUCGUCUAUACUAUAUAUGCUCGUAUGAUCGUAUAUAUAUUUAGUUAUAUACAGUACUUCAUACGAAGUAUAUCCCGUCUUAGUUACCACCGCUUAUGUAUUACAUUCCGUACUACUUAUAUAGACGUACGUUUA